Enhydra lutris kenyoni (northern sea otter) is the source of this 441-nucleotide messenger RNA. Its product is annotated as C-C motif chemokine ligand 25. The transcript has 5 exons. Gene Ontology annotation, cellular component: extracellular region. The record is from RefSeq and is a predicted model, not a curated record. Gene Ontology annotation, biological process: positive regulation of ERK1 and ERK2 cascade; neutrophil chemotaxis; cellular response to interleukin-1. The coding region runs from base 1 to 441 and encodes 146 amino acids. Gene Ontology annotation, molecular function: chemokine activity; CCR chemokine receptor binding. Lineage: Eukaryota; Metazoa; Chordata; Mammalia; Carnivora; Mustelidae.
AUGAACCUGCGGCUCCCGCUCUGCCUCUUGGCCAGCUUGGUGGGUGCCUGGUCUUCCAGCCACGCUCAAGGUGUCUCGGAGGACUGCUGCCUGGACUACCACCGCUGCGUGCGGCCCCGCCUGCUCCGGCUUGUCCAGGGCUACCGGCGCCAGGAAGUGAGCGGGAGCUGCAACCUGCCUGCCGUGAUAUUCUCCUUCCCGAAAAACAAGGUGAUGUGUGCGAACCCGAGGGACAGCUGGGUGCAGAAGAUGACAGACUUCAUGGAUGCUGGGAACAAGACCUUCUCAAAACACCUCUGGAGACACUUUCAUGACUCCCCCUUUAGAUGUAGGAAGGCAGGCCCUGGAAACUCCAAGCUCCCACCACCCAAGUUUAGGAGGCCCGACAGAAUCAAUAAGAGGGAAACUUCCUUCUGGACAAAAACGAAUGCAGGACCAUGA